AUGGAAAAAGACCUAUUAAUUCGUAUCAUAUUAGAAUUUGAAAAUAAUCAAUUGGAAUAUUUUGCUACAACAGAAGCCAAACUUACUUCAAUUCUUAGUCGUUUUAUUCUUGAUCGACAAUUGAAAUCCACACUACCGAAAAAUUAUUUUAGUGUAUUUGAUUCUCUUGGACGCUACAUAAUUGAAGAUUGUCAGAUUAAUACAAUUUAUCGAUCGGACGAGCAAAGUUCAAUUCGUAUUCGAAUCCUUCAAUGCAAACAAGAUGCUAAUAUUUGCUGUGAAUUAACGCUUAUCGCAAGUCAAGAUGAAACACGAAAUCAAAACUUUAAUCCGAUAACAACUUGGAAAGAAAUUAGUUUAUGGUCAAAAAUUGCUGACAUUAAGACAGAAAGUCCAGUUGAUAGUUUCUUUUUUUGGAAUAUAGAACAUAAACAUAUUAUUGAUGAAAAUGAAACAAUAUCAUUUACACUUGGUAAGGCUGAAUCUGUUAUUGUUGAUGUACUCGAUACAACAAGUGUCAUAGAUAUAAUUCUUUCCUAUGAUAAAAAUAUUCAAAAUAUUCGUAUUCUUAGUUCAUGUCCAGUUCAUAGUAUUUUAAACAAUACAAAAUAUCUUGAACAAGUAGGCUUGAAAAUAUCUCCUCAAGAAUGUACGCUUGUUUUUGUAUCAAAUGAACCAGAAAAACAGAUUCUUGAAAAAACGGAUAUGGAAAGUCUUAUUAGUUACUAUGCAACACUAACUGAUAAACCAGUGCAUUUUCAAAUAUCUAUUCUUGUUCAAAUUAUUCCAUAUGAUAAUGGACAAGAAAUACCUAUACCUAUUUCUCAUCGAAAUAUAACAAUUAAACAAUUAUUCGAUAUGGUUGAAAUAAAAGAUGAUUAUAAAUAUUUAGCAUCGUAUCAAACAAAAAUAAUCUUCUCAGAAAAUACAAUAUUAUCCGUGAUAAAUGAAACGAAAUUUUUCCUUGCAAAAGAACGUUAG
Rotaria sp. Silwood2 is the source of this 981-nucleotide messenger RNA. NCBI's taxonomy places the organism in Eukaryota, Metazoa, Rotifera, Eurotatoria, Philodinida, Philodinidae. The record is from the annotation of a GenBank genome assembly.